This is a messenger RNA of Exserohilum turcica Et28A, 402 nucleotides long. RefSeq lists its product as uncharacterized. The coding region runs from base 1 to 402 and encodes 133 amino acids. NCBI's taxonomy places the organism in Eukaryota, Fungi, Ascomycota, Dothideomycetes, Pleosporales, Pleosporaceae. Gene Ontology annotation, biological process: spliceosomal snRNP assembly; RNA splicing. The transcript has 3 exons. The record is from RefSeq and is a predicted model, not a curated record. Gene Ontology annotation, cellular component: U4/U6 x U5 tri-snRNP complex; catalytic step 2 spliceosome; precatalytic spliceosome.
AUGGUUGACGCGAAGAUUCAGGAGCUUCUUUCCAAGCCACGCUCUGAACUAACGGAAUACGAAGUCGCCCAAGUCGAAGAGCAUGAGCUCACCACCGGACCUCUCUCGAUCCUCCAGACCGCUGUCCGCUCGCGCACACAAGUCUUGAUCUCGUGCCGAAACAACCGCAAGAUCCUCGCACGCGUAAAAGCCUUUGACCGCCAUUGCAACAUGGUCCUUGAAAACGCAAAGGAGAUGUGGACCGAGACGCCACGGUUAGCCAACGGGAGUUACGGAAGGAAGGUUAACAAGGACCGUUUCAUUUCCAAGCUGUAUGUCCAAGGAAAUCCCACGUUGCGCCGUCUGCUAACACUGGUUAGGUUUCUCCGAGGCGAUUCAGUCAUCCUUGUCUUGCUGUCAUAA